UAAUCGUAAGCAUUCCAAAAUUAAGCGCGCAAAUCGAUAAUCGAAGAUUUUUCGAAUAUUCGAUUUUGGAUUUAAAUCGAAAACGAGUGAGAAGCCACAUUGAGAAUCUGAUAUUCUUUUUCGUCGAUCAGGCACCAAGCUUUUCAAACUACGUCCCUAGCCCUCGUGCAACAUGGCGAGAUACAUGACGAUGCUUGAAAUAAUCCCAGAUCAAACUGCUUCGUCUGAAUCGCGUCGUUUCUCGGCGAACCCCGUCGUAGUCGGGGGUCGCACUUUCCCCGGAAAUUCCGAACAAACACCCUGGCCGGCGAGCUCGAGAGCGCCGAAAGCGUGCUAAAAGCAUCCAGGAAAUGCGGAAGCAGAGGGGUCGGACGCACGCGGACACGUUCUCGGUCGGGCGGCGCGUUUCGCUGCUGACUCGAGCGGAAUUCUGCGGCUAUCCGACGCCGUGCGGCGGACACUAGUCAACAGUACCAAUCGCGGACGAUCGGCGGCACGGGAAGAUGCUCUACCUCGAAGAUUACGUCGAAAUGAUCGAGCAUCUUCCACAAGAGCUGAGGGAUCGAUUUACCGAAAUGAGAGAGAUGGAUCUAGGAGUACAAAAUUCUAUGGAUAGUCUGGAGAAGAAAGUAAAGACAUUUUUUUGCAAUGCUAAGAAAAUGAAACCCAGUGAAAAGGAAGCAGAAUAUGAUGCUAUUAGAAAAGAAUACUAUAAGACCUUGGAAGAUGCUGAUGAAAAGGUACAUCUAGCUAAUCAGAUGUAUGACUUGGUAGAUAGGUAUCUGAGGAGACUCGAUCAGGAAUUACAUAAAUUCAAAAUGGAACUGGAAGCAGAUAAUAAAGGUAUCACUGAGAUUCUGGAGAAAAGGUCUCUGGAGUUGGAUCAGCCGGCCACAAAUAGCAGCCAAAAAGAAAAUCGUUACAGUUUUACUCCUAGCAGAACGCGGGAUAAUCACAGCCAUUCUCGGUCAGAAAAGCGACGAGACUCCAAUGCAUCUUCUACGUCAGUCGAAAAGAGACUAGCGAUCGAGAAAUUGCCCGCAACCACAAAUCUGUCAGAAUCACAACCGGCGUCAGCGAAUUCUACACCUGUUAUCGCAGCGAGCAGUGUCGCACCAACACCGACAGCGAUUGCUAAUUCUGUAGGAUCAGUGUGCUAUAAUCUCGGCCACAUCGGCGCCGGUGGUAAUGCUAUUGCAGCAGCUGCAUCACAAGCGAUCGCGGCCACGCAAUCAAUGCAACAGGGUAGACGCUCAGCCAGUCUAAAAGCGAGUUAUGAGGCCAUCAAUACCGGCGGUGUACACGCCGCAGAAUUUAGUAGAGAGCUGGCUGGCGCGGCGCAAACGGCCAUCGCCGCUAUUCAGGAAACCACAAAAAAGCAUAAAAAAAAAGUGGCAGCUGCCGUGCCGAGUUCGAGCGUGAUCGCAGCCACGGUCCAGCAACCUGUGUCACCACCAGUGGUAACCACAACCACGCAAGUAGUGGAUGCAGACAAUCUGGAUUGGACAUGCGAUCCAAAUGAACCACGUUAUUGCACGUGCAAUCAAGUAUCGUACGGCGACAUGGUUGCUUGCGAUAAUUCAGACUGCCCCUUCGAAUGGUUCCAUUAUCCAUGUGUGGGCAUCACUGCACCGCCUAAAGGAAAAUGGUACUGUCCUCGAUGCACAUCCGCAAUGAAAAGACGCGGUGGACGGAAGAACUGAUUAGGCGAGACAAAGGAAGAAAAGCUAUGGAAUCACGUUGACCACAUUAAGAAAACAUUGCUGUUACUACCUCUUAGACAUUGUCCGUCGAGUACCGACUUAGUUAGGAAGCCGUCAUUAGCUAUGAUUUUGUAUAACUUUUUUAAUGUGCUGUUUUGAAUCUGCGUUGUCGUUAUUUUGAUUUUUGGUUUUUUCCUUUUCACGAUCGAUCAAGUAUAUACAUAGAAACGAAGUAUAUACAUAGAACGACAAUGUUAUUCUACGAAGGUAUUGAAGUACAUUUAAAGAACAUACAUCAAAUUGAAAAAUUUCACAAACAUCUCAAUGUAUUUCACGUAUUACUGUCACUUCUGUGUAACAAAGAAGAAGUGAAUGGAAAUGGAUAAGAUAAUUCGAAAAAUCGGAUUUUCUUUGAUGGGUUCGGAAAAUCGAGUGCUUCUCGAAAACUUAGAUUUAGAUUUUAUCUAUUUAAUAAAGAGAACAUUGUCCAACAAAUUAGAUUGUAAAUAAGUAAGAAAACUCCAUUUUUUAAAUAAUUUUAGAUGAGCUUUAGUUUAAUAAAAACUUAAUUUGUGUAAAAUUGGAAUCUUAAACGUUGAAAAUGAAAACUUUUUCGAUAAAACAAAUAAAUCGAAUGUUAAUCUCGAAUUCAUCUAAAAAUAGCGAUUUAUUUUGAAGCCAUUUUAUAUAAAUAUUUCUGAGAAAUUAAUUUCGAAAACGGCAUUGUAAUGAAUUGGUGUAAAUAUAAAGUUAUCCGUGCAGUAAGACUGACGUCGCCAGAAUUAUUAUUCACAUUCUUUCAAAUUUGUCAUCAUUUUCAUAUCCAUAAGCACAAUUCGAUCUAUUCUUUAAUUUUCCUAAUCUAAUCUUAAUUUUCCUUUCUUUGUUAUAAAAUGAUUAUAUCUAGUUUGACGUCUAGUUUGAUAUUUUAUUUCGCGCAUAAAAAUAUCAACUUAAAAUUUAUUUAUAAUUAAAUUUUCUGAUCCCUCUUAGACGCUUAUUAUGUUAUGAAGACAGUCAAUUAACUUCAGUCCUUUUACGUUCAUGUACUAUUGCAGCAAAAAUGAAAAAAAAAA
Messenger RNA from Pogonomyrmex barbatus (red harvester ant), 2779 nucleotides. It is a transcript of the gene Ing3, whose product is annotated as inhibitor of growth family, member 3. Lineage: Eukaryota; Metazoa; Arthropoda; Insecta; Hymenoptera; Formicidae. The record is from RefSeq and is a predicted model, not a curated record. Gene Ontology annotation, cellular component: NuA4 histone acetyltransferase complex.